Brassica oleracea var. oleracea is the source of this 564-nucleotide messenger RNA. RefSeq names its product gamma-gliadin. Lineage: Eukaryota; Viridiplantae; Streptophyta; Magnoliopsida; Brassicales; Brassicaceae. The record is from RefSeq and is a predicted model, not a curated record.
AUGGCCUCAUCUAGAUUCUUUUUAGUAGCUGCUUCUCUUCUCAUGGCAAUCAUGUUCUCUGCCAUGAUCACUUCAAGCCGCGCCACAAAACAGCUUACCAAGAAACAAACAUUAAAACCGAAGUUUUUUGGACAGCCUUUCCCCAAACCCGGUCUUCCUCAGUUUCCAAGACCCGGCGGUUUCCCAACAAAUCCAAUGCCAUUCCCUCAAUUCCCUAAACCCGGUUUUCCUCAACUCCCAGGGCAAGGUUUCCCAAAGAACCCCAUGCCUUUCCCUCAAUUCCCAAAACCCGGUUUUCCUCAAUUCCCCGGUUUUGGUUUCCCAAAAUUCCCUCAGUUUCCAAAACCCGGUUCACCUUCUUUCCCUCCAGCAACGCCAACCAUCUCCACUCCGCCUCUAUCCCGGUUACUCCAACUUUGAGCAAUUGAAACUUCUCCUCCAAGCUUAUAUAAUUCAAAUAUUGUAACUGUUGUAACUAUACUCUUCCUCAUGUGUGAAGGAUUCUAUCAUCAACAUAAGCUAACUGAAUAUGGAUUGGUGGCUUUAAGAUGUGAUGAGUAUUGA